GCUGAGGUGGGCGGAGGGACAGAGGGAAGAUGGCGGCCGAGGCCGGAUAUUGGCGCCGCCUCCCCCAAUACUGGAGCCGGCGCAGAUGAGGCGGCUCGGCUGGGGCCAGCGGCGCGUCGGAACCGGAGCAGGGGGGGACCCUGGCAGUGGGGCCUGGCCCUGAUAUAUGCCGGCGCCUCGGCUACAGUGAGUGGCGGCGGCGCCUCUUUCCUCCGGCUCUUUCCCUGUCGCUGUGAGUCUGAGCGGGUGGCGGGCGGCCGAGGCGGCGGGGCCGGGAUGGAGGACAUUAACUCCAAUGUGAACGCGGACCAGGAGGUGCGGAAGCUGCAGGAGCUGGUGAAGAAGCUGGAGAAGCAGAACGAACAGCUGAGGAGCCGUUCCGGGGCCGUGCAGGGCGCCGGCUCCCUUGGGCCUGGCAGCCCGGUUCGGGCCGGCGCGUCCACUCCCUCCUCCGGAGCGGCGUCCCCUAGGGGCUUCCCCUUGGGCCUCAGCGCCAAGUCGGGCUGCGGGGCCGGGUCGGGCCCGAGGCGGACGAGUAGCGAGGAGCUGCGGGACACCACCUCCUUGCUGGCAGCGGGCGAGGGCGGCUUGCUGGACGAGGUGGAGCCGCUGCGGCCCGAGGAGCUGGAGCGCCUGUCAGGCUGGGAGGAGGAGGAGGAGAGCUGGCUGUAUUCAUCACCAAAGAAAAAACUUACACCAAUGCAGAAAUCAGUUAGUCCUUUAGUUUGGUGCAGGCAAGUUUUGGAUUACCCAAGUCCUGAUGUUGAAUGUGCUAAAAAGUCUCUUAUCCACAAACUUGAUCAAACUAUGUCAGCUCUCAAGAGGCAGAAUUUGUAUAAUAAUCCUUUCAACUCCAUCAGUUACACAAGUCCUUACAGUCCAAAUGCCAGUAGCCCAUACAGCAGUGGUUUCAAUUCUCCGUCCUCAACCCCAGUGCGACCUCCUAUAGUCAAACAGCUAAUACUUCCUGGAAAUUCAGGUAAUUUGAAAAGUUCGUCAGACAGAAAUCCUCCACUCAGUCCUCAAUCCUCUAUAGACAGUGAAUUAAGUGCUUCAGAAUUAGAUGAAGAUUCAAUUGGAUCCAAUUAUAAGCUAAAUGAUGUAACUGAUGUGCAGAUUCUAGCUCGGAUGCAGGAAGAAAGUCUCCGGCAAGAAUAUGCAGCCACCGCGUCUCGGCGCAGUUCCGGUUCAUCUUGCAAUUCUACAAGACGGGGUACUUUUAGUGAUCAGGAACUUGAUGCACAAAGUUUAGAUGAUGAAGAUGACAAUAUGCAUCAUGCAGUAUACCCUGCUGUUAACAGGUUUUCACCAUCACCACGCAAUUCACCUCGACCAUCACCUAAGCAGUCACCCCGAAAUUCACCUCGUUCUCGAUCUCCUGCUCGGGGAAUAGAAUAUAGUAGAGUGUCCCCACAGCCUAUGAUUAGCCGCUUACAGCAACCUCGCCUUUCCCUUCAAGGCCAUCCCACAGAUUUACAGACAACCAGUGUUAAAAAUGAAGAAAAACUAAGACGCAGUCUUCCAAACCUAUCCCGAACAUCCAGUACACAAGUUGACUCAGUGAAAAGCAGCAGAAGUGACUCAAAUUUUCAAGUGCCAAAUGGAGGAAUACCUCGCAUGCAACCUCAGGCUUCAGCCACUUCGCAAAGGCUGAAAAAUUUGCCUCGUACUUCCCUCAAAGCCAAACAGUUGCUUCAAACUUCAUCUACAAAAAGAGUACCUUCUCCAGGCAAAUUCCGCUCCCCUGCAGCACCAUCUCCUUUGGCUCUCCGGCAACCAGUAAAAGCAUUUAGUAACCAUGGCUCUGGUUCUCCUGGUAGCCAAGAAACAACACAACUCAUGCAAACCACCUCCUCACCUGGGCCUCCCAUGGUUCAGAACACAGUCCCAGCAAAUCCUCCCAGCAAUAUCAACAGCACUACUCUAACCAGACCUGCAGGGACAACUGUGAUGAGAAGUGGCUUGCCCAGACCCAGUGCCCCUUCUGCUGGGGGUAUACCAGUGCCUCGCAGCAAACUUGCACAGCCUGUUCGCAGAUCCUUGCCAGCUCCUAAAACCUACAGUAGCAUGAAAGAUGACAGUUGGAAAGAUGGCUGUUAUUGACCAACAAAGACAAGAAUGCAGAGUCCACAGCUUCAUGGAUACCCCUUCACCAGGCUAAGAGACAACUUUUAUAUGCAGACUGUUCAGAUAAGACUCUUGGGAUUUGUAAAAUCCCAGCCCUCUCUGUCUUAAUUAGCACAAACUGACAGAGAUGAUCAAGCAGCACUUUAAUGACAUUUAACAUCAGAUGUGUUUGGUAAUCAUACAAUCACUCUCCACGGAAUCACUUUUAGUUUUGUUUAAUAGAAACUAGGUUGAUUUUUUAAUAUUUGACAGAGGCCAAUAUCUGGGCAAAAAACUAAUGGAUGCCAAAGAGAAAUGCCCAUUUGUAAAUGAGAGAGUACCUUUGUGCACAAGAAACUGGUGAAUUUAAGCUAUUCAAAACUUCACAUUCAACCUAAUUUACUGUAUAAAUAGUAUCAAUAAAUAUUUGUGUUAAUGAGAAGUAA
This is a messenger RNA of Lagenorhynchus albirostris (white-beaked dolphin), 2552 nucleotides long. It is a transcript of the gene SLAIN2, whose product is annotated as SLAIN motif family member 2. NCBI's taxonomy places the organism in Eukaryota, Metazoa, Chordata, Mammalia, Artiodactyla, Delphinidae. The transcript is spliced from 9 exons. Bases 277 to 2103 code for a protein of 608 amino acids. Gene Ontology annotation, cellular component: microtubule plus-end. The record is from RefSeq and is a predicted model, not a curated record. Gene Ontology annotation, biological process: cytoplasmic microtubule organization; positive regulation of microtubule polymerization; microtubule nucleation.